Penaeus chinensis is the source of this 4447-nucleotide messenger RNA. RefSeq names its product 5' exonuclease Apollo-like. Bases 178 to 1296 code for a protein of 372 amino acids. Gene Ontology annotation, biological process: double-strand break repair via nonhomologous end joining; interstrand cross-link repair; protection from non-homologous end joining at telomere. Gene Ontology annotation, molecular function: 5'-3' DNA exonuclease activity; damaged DNA binding. NCBI's taxonomy places the organism in Eukaryota, Metazoa, Arthropoda, Malacostraca, Decapoda, Penaeidae. The record is from RefSeq and is a predicted model, not a curated record. The transcript is spliced from 4 exons.
AGAACAUCCUGUACUGAAGCAUUUGAUAGAAGCAAGAGAACUGGAUGUACUCUACUUGGACAAUACGUUCUCAGCACCCUUUUGCAGAUUCCCAUCCAGGGAAGAAGCCAAAAAGCAGCUCUUUGAUAUUAUUGAGGUGUAACCUGCAAAGCUCAAGGGUUGCAAGGCUCGUCUGAUAUGUUUGAUUUCUGUCAUGGAAAAGUAGCCUACCUUUCCAAACCAACAGCAGGGAAUGUGAAUAUUAGAAAUUCCUACCCAGAUCACACAAUUAAGAUCAGUGUCCGAGAGCUUGGCAGGGAAGACCUGUUGGAGGCAGUUGCAAGGAGGUUUCAAGAGAGAAUUCUCGUUAAUCAAGACAAAUUUAAGGUGUUGGAGUUACUGCAGUAUUCAGAUGCUUUUACUAAUGACCCUUCGCAAGCAAGGAUUCAUGCUGUCCCAAUGUCACAGAUCCAAGUUAGAACACAUGAAAGAUGGAAUGAGGAAAGCCCAACCAUCAGUAUAGUGUUGACAGCUUUAUUUGUUGGAUGGCCUCAUGGACCAUACAGCAGCCAGGCCAACAAGGGAAUCUUCAAAGUAAUGUACAGUGAUCAUUCAUCCUAUGAUGAACUGAUGCAAAUGGUUGGAUGUCUCAGACCAAGACGCAUAAUCCCCAUUGUACAGAAGUGGUCAAAGGUUGGAUGGUGGGCAGAUCCUAAUGCUCCUGACCAGUCAGCCAAGUUUGACAUGUCUGUAUAUGAUCACUUGCUUACUUAUCCACCUCCAGAUCCUAUUCUGAUUCCUGAGGCCAUUACUCGGAUGAUGUAUCAGGGUGGGCCUUUAAUGAUCUCUCACCAACCUCGCCGCUGUUCCCUGCGUCAUGGCCUGGCACCCCGGCCCAGACGUGCUUUGGGAGUUCGAGGGGUAGUUUUCACUUCCCCAGAACGAGUUACAGAAUCUCCAGUACCCAGUGGUAGCAUGACUCUUGAUGUUAGUUUCCGUACAGAUACAUCUUGUUCCAUCAUGCAUCCUAAACUAUAUUUCCCUAAUACUGACCAAGAUAGUAAUUCUAUGGCAACUCAAACACCUAGAAAAAUAUUAAAAUCAAGAAGAUUAUCUUCCUCUGAUGAUAAAGAUAAUUAUGUAACAAUGUCAGACCUAAGGUUACGAAUUAUGUCACGUACUAAAGCACUGGCUGUCUCACAUUUUAUUAGCCUAGACUCUGAGGAUGCUACUGGCAAUGGUAAAUCUAGCUCUGAAGUACUCAAAAAGGCCAAAGCUAUUUGUCAGUCUCUCUCAUAUGUUGAUGCUCUUUUCUGAACAGAAUAACAAAAUUAGAUAUAUUAAUUUUAGUUAGCAAUAAUUUAUAAAACCCAUGUAUCUGAAAAGAAAUUGGAAUAGUACAAAUACUAUAGUCAUAUUUGUAGAUAUGAGUGCAUGAGUACUAAGUUAUUUUUCAGUAAAAUUGAACUUUAGUUCAUAAAUAUGGUUAACAAUAAAACAUUGAUAACUGAAUGACCUGCAUUAUUUAUCCUAUUGCAAUGUAUAUUUAAUCACUAAAAUGUAUGUGUAGCUGUUGCCAACAUGACAAUUUUUCUUUGCUUCUUUUCUUCCCUUACUUUGUCUUUUCUGUGGCUUUUCUUUCGUUCUUGUUAAUUGGCCUUUUUGUCCAGACUUUAAAAUUGUUUUGCUCUUUCUCUCUGAGCUGUUGUCCUUGUUUCUGUAUCUUUCCCUAUUCUCUUUUCUGCUAUGUAUGACAUUGACAAAAAAAAAAAUAUUUUCAAUUUUUAUUUUCUAACAGGCAUUCUUUCAAAGGUAUGUGUUUAUCCAUUACAGCUUAUGAUAUUAUGAAUUGUGUAUAAAGCUUGUAUUUAAAUAUGUUAAGGACAUGUUACAGAGGUUGACACAAACUCAGUAAUCCUGUAGUUUUCAUGCAAUAUAUACACACAUGCACAUCAUUCUCAAAUUUGAUAUUUCAAUCCAUAAUGUGUCUAUGAUGAUCAGUUUUUAAGUAAAUAUAUAUUACUGUAUAUAAAACUACAUACAAAUACUUUGGUGUUAGACUAACAAUUCCUUAGUCUUACUUAAAAAAAUGGUUGCAUAAGUCUCCUAAUCUAUGUUAGCAUUAUUAACCUUAUUAUUAUUGCUCAAAAUUUUCUUAUUUUAGUACGGUCCUUCAAUGAAUACAAUAAUUAAAUGUUGAAAAGUGUUCAUUAUAUAAAUACAAAAAUCAAAGUUACAAUAUAAAUAAAUAAAACUUUAUUGCAAAAACUGCCUAACAAACUGAAGCAUAACAUAAAUGUUCAUAUGAAUAUACAGUGAUACCUUUCACAGCAUUGUGAAUAUCAACUUUCUUUAACAAGGGUUACUUCAAGAGAGAACCUUUGAUGUAAGACUGCAGGCUAGUAAUUGUGCUGAUAUUAAACCUUUUCGUAUAAUCCAUAAUGACACACCUGAGGUUUUAUAUCUAGUCCUUUUCGUAGAGAUUUGACAUCUUACCUAUUUAUUACAAAGUAUGCUCUUUCCUCACAAACUAAGUGAAUAAAUUUCCAGCUAAGUAGUAUUCUCUCUGAAUCUGAACCAGUCAAAAAAGGUGGUCAGCAUCCACAGCAAGCUUUCUUACAAGUCAGAUCUAUAUCCAUAAAUGGAAUUCAUGAGGCAGUGCUAUGAGAGGUAUAAAUGUAUAGCACUGACCAAUAAUGCAUCUCAACAUUCAUUUCAUUAUUACACGAACUGAAUUCACCAAAGCUUCCACAGUCACAUUCUAGACACAUUAUCUGUAACUGCUGUUAUUCAACAUUAAACAUGAGCAGCAAAAUAUUCUCUACUGAAACUUUAAUGCCUCUUUUAUUAAUGAAUUUAGAAGUUACCCAAAUUUUGGAACAUAAGAAAAUGUAAAAUAACUCCAUUAAAUACCAGACAUAGAACUAAUAUCUGUGACACAGUUCAUUCUAGUGAUAAAUCUAAUCAGGUCCAAAGGUACUGACAAUACAAAAAAGGGACUGGUAAUCCAGAAUGAGAAAAACAGGUUAUGCAACUUCAAAAGAAUAAAAAUUCUAAUCCUGUCUCUUAUUCACCAAUGGUAGACACACUUAGUGUAAAUUUAUGGAUAGCAGUGCCAACUCUGCAUAUGAACCAGUUACCUUCUUAGCUAUGGAAAAGGGGCGAGACUUUUAGACAGAUAGGAAAUUGAGUAUAAUUUUGAACAAUAACAAGAAUUACAACAGUGAACAAAGAAAUACACAACUAAUUGUUUAAGGAGUCUAUACACCUUUAUCCAUGCUAAAGAUCAGAGGAGCUACAAUUACGGCAAUUCAUACUACAAAGCAGUUCAAGGUUGAAAAUAUUGCAGUAACAUAACUGGCCCUGACUUCUGCUUUGCUUUAGCUAUUUCUUUAGCUUUUACAUUAACAUACAGAUAUUAAAGCUAUGUCUGUCAGAAAAAUGAAUCAUUGAAGCUGUACGAAAAUAUUUUAAAUUAACGAUCUGCUGCUAUGAGGGGAAAGAGAUCUCAACCAAAGUCUACUGCAUCAGAACCAGCAUAAAGUAAGCAUAAUUAAUAAUUAAAUCUACAAAAGACACUGACACAAAAAAUAGACAUACAGUAACAGAUUCCUGAUUAUAUAUAUAUAUAUAUAUAUAUAUAUAUAUAUAUAUAUAUAUAUAUAUAUAUAUAUAUAUAUCCUGGAAGGUCUCAAAUUUCUUUUGAAGCAUAUUUUGCUGCCCAGCAUAAUAGCAAUAAAUGCUAAAAUAAAAUUGAGAUGACAUGACUGUCUAUGAAUAAAUAUGCUUUCUUUGACGUGGUAUGCAAAAUACAAGUUUGGACUUACAUAAACAUGAAGGCAAAUUAUAGCUAUUGAAGAGCCUACUUUUUGAACAUACAUAUAUACAUACAACACAGCCCUAGAGACAAUGUACAAUGGUAUACAUACAAGUGUGCUCGUUAAAGGUUUAUAUACUAAAUAUGAAUUUUUAAACAAUGUUGGGAUGAUGUACUUGUAUCUCUGAAAGACUUCUAGAUAUUUCUAUUGAAUCACAUUUCUCAACCUAAUGGAAGAGAAAAAGGAAAGGAUAAAAAAAAGCACUGAUAACGACACAGUACAGUUACAUGGACAACGAUUAUUAUUUCCACUGAGAUAAAAUACUUGUUACAUUACAAACUACUUAUCUGUAUAAUGCACAGCCUUUAGAACCACUCCUAAUUGUGUUCAUAAGUUCAACUACCAGUUAAUCAGUGGAAGUAUAAUCCAACAGAGUCCAAAUCCUGCAUAUCAUACAAAACUGUGGUAGUAAAAUUUCAGUCUACAGUCUAGAAUGCUUUUAAGUAAUAUAGUAUGCAGCUUCUGUUUUUUCUUAGAGUUUAAUGUGUUCCUUCCUAAAAAAAAAUUCUUAGUUUAACUUUUUCUUGCUAUAUUAUUUAUUAAAAAAAAAAAAAAAUAAAGGGAAUUAUUUCCUUUCUCAAAGUUAUAUA